Messenger RNA from Trichoderma aggressivum f. europaeum, 489 nucleotides. RefSeq lists its product as uncharacterized. NCBI's taxonomy places the organism in Eukaryota, Fungi, Ascomycota, Sordariomycetes, Hypocreales, Hypocreaceae. The record is from RefSeq and is a predicted model, not a curated record. Gene Ontology annotation, cellular component: mitochondrial matrix. The transcript is spliced from 2 exons. Bases 1 to 489 code for a protein of 162 amino acids.
AUGUUCUCACGAUCACUCGCCCCUCGCUUCCUGCGGCAAGCUGCCCGCCCAGCAGCAGCAGCUCGAGCUCCCCUGUCGGCCUUUCGCGCGCCCGCCGCCCCUCUGACGCCCUUUCAGAUCCGUCUGCUCUCCGACACGACGCGCACCGCCAUCGACAAGGCCAUCGCCUCGGCGCCCGUCGUGCUCUUCAUGAAGGGCACGCCCGAGACGCCCCAGUGCGGCUUCUCGCGCGCCGUCAUCCAGAUCCUCGGCAUCCAGGGCGUCAGCCCCGAAAAGUUCGCCGCCUUCAACGUGCUCGAGGACCCGGAGCUGCGGGCGGGCAUCAAGGAGUACUCGGACUGGCCGACCAUUCCGCAGCUGUACGUCGACAAGCAGUUUGUGGGCGGGUGCGACAUUCUGGUGUCCAUGCACCAGAACGGCGAUUUGCAGAAGCUGUUUGAGGAGAACAAGGUCUUGGUCGAGGGAGAGGAGGGGGAGAAGAAGGAGUAG